AUGGGGAGAAUCACAUGGAGCUGCGGUGCCGUGAUCCUCCUGGCCAUCAUUAGCUCAUGUCGUGCCAUCACUCUGGAGUCCAUCCACUGGAGCAGCUCCAACACAAAGUUUAGUCCAGGUAAGGGUCUCGUCCUGUAUCCUCAGAUUGGGGACAAGAUGGACAUUGUGUGUCCCCGAGCUGCUGCCUCCCCAGGGGUGAAGGAGGAGGUCUAUCGGGUGUACCUGGUCUCCCGCAGUCAGAUGGAGAGCUGCACCAUCCACAAGACCGACACACCUCUGCUGAACUGUGACAAACCCAACCAGGAUGUAAAGUUCACCUUCAAGUUCCAGGAGUUCAGCCCUAACCUGUGGGGUCUGGAGUUCCUCAAGGGGAGGGACUAUUACAUCACCUCCACCUCUUCAGGCUCCCUGCAAGGUCUGGACAACACUAACGGAGGGGUGUGUAAAACCAAAUCCAUGAAGCUGGUGCUGAGAGUUGGCCAAAGCUCUUCAGAUCCACCUACAACGCUCCAGGAGUCCCCCACCAGAUUCCCACCAACAAAGCCCAAGUCCAAGGCCAAAGAUCCCUCCGUGAAAGAAGAGGAUACAAAAAGCACAACUGAAAAAGGACAGACAACCCCACAUGGCGUCCCUUUCUUUGAGCCAGGACUGUUCAUGUGGAUUGUGUGUGGCGGUGUGAUCCUCCUGGUGGUUAUCAUAAUUGUGGUGGUGGUUCUGUGGCGGUACCGUCGCCAUCAGGGCGUCCCAGUCAGCCAGCAGUCCGAUGCAGUGUCCCUCAACACUCUGGCCGUGCCGAAGCGGGACAGCAUCAGCAGCGACAACAAUGGCUCGGACCGCAGCGAUGUUGUUUUUCCUCUCCGGGCUUCCGACAGUAUGAUCUGUCGUCAUUACGAACGUGUAAGCUCUGACUACGGGCCUCCUGUGUACAUAGUUCAGGAGAUAACGCCGCAGACUCCCACCAACAUCUACUACAAAGUCUAAUGGCUGCUGCUCUGGAGCCAAACUUCUGCUGAGAAACUAUCAACAACACACUGAAGCUGCUGUCAGUGACACAGAGUUGUUAUGGAAGGCAUGAAGAAAAAGACAGAAUGAAUCUAAUCUUUGUGUGACGCUGUCCCAUGAGGACGUACACAUUUUGUUUUGCUAACAUAUUGAAAAGACAAUCAGACAGGAAGUUAACGUCUUAACGCCUCCUUGUGUUCACGAGAAACUUUUUCUUUUUCAUGUUCUACACUUGACUACAGUUUAGAGCUAUCUGUACAUUAUUUAAGCAAUUUCAUACAUGACACUUUUUACUUUGCAUCAUUCAUCAUUACAAGUGACUUUACAGAGUAGAAGGACUGUUUCAGAGCGCAGAACUCUGAGAAGGCCCGCCGUCCUGUCCUCUAUGAAAAUCUGCAACUACUUCUUAUGUUUGGAACUAUCAAGCAAAUGCAACAAGUAUUUAAAAACAUUAUUGUGCUCAUCUGCAGCAUCUUCAUCUUACUAUUGCAUUUUUAAUUUAAUACGACAGUGGAAAAAGUGUUGUAAUAAAUAAUACCGUUUAACAAAACAAAACAGAAAACAACACCAACCAUUAUCACAAACAAAAACGGUAUGCCAACAGUAAAGAAAUACGUAGGUACGAUCCUGCUCUGGUCCAGGAUUCAAUAGGUGUUCCUUUAGCGCAUGCUUAAUACGUUUCAUUCAAAUGAAUGGGCAGUCAGUGUUUCCGUAAUCCUGCUGACACACAGGCAACAAGAAAGUAAUGCAAACACAACCUCCUUGAUGGAAGUAGUUUAGAUUUGACCAACUUUAAAUAUCAAACUAAAAUACUCUUUGAUUUAUUUAAUUACAAUUGUUGCCUAGUAGUAAAAAAAAAACGACAUUUGAGUUAUAUGUCACUUAUAGCUCCGGGUAAUUUCAAUGCAUCCCCUGAGGUUUUCUAUCAAACAAAGACAACAAUAAAUGGCUCGAAGUUGACAUUAAACUAGCCGAUUAAUCCAUAAUAAAAACACUCAUGUUCACUCUUGUCCCGCUCAACUUUGAGCUCCUUCAAUGAUUUAUUUUCAUACUUUAUAUGCUUACAUACUAUCACUCAAAACAUUGUGAAAGCAGGACUUUGUUGUAAUGAAGAACUUUUGCAAGACUUUAACUGAAGGAAACAAUCAAAUCAAAUGCUUAUUUGUUCAUGUUGUUGUUUUCCAGAAAAACUACAUUUAUCACUGCAGCUUUAUUUAUUAUUGAAGUACUUGUGUAUUUAAUUUAUUGAUAAAUCUCCAAACAUUGACUGUGUACUUCUACAUAUUACAU
This is a messenger RNA of Labrus bergylta (ballan wrasse), 2292 nucleotides long. RefSeq names its product ephrin-B2a-like. Gene Ontology annotation, biological process: axon guidance; blood vessel morphogenesis; ephrin receptor signaling pathway. Gene Ontology annotation, cellular component: plasma membrane. Lineage: Eukaryota; Metazoa; Chordata; Actinopteri; Labriformes; Labridae. The record is from RefSeq and is a predicted model, not a curated record. Gene Ontology annotation, molecular function: ephrin receptor binding.